AUGUCGACGGCAGAUGUCGUGCCUGGAUUGACGACUUUAAUUAGUUCGCUGUGGCACCGACGACGGGACUCGGAGCUAAUGCCCCGCGACGACCGCCUUGUCAACGUCCAAUACUUCAAUCCAUCGCACAUGCGGCAGAAAGGGGCAGAGGGAUUGCUGGGACAGAAGCUGCACGGCGCAUCCCGUGUCAUGUCCAGCUCGCGAUACGGCGCCAUGGAAUGCGUCAUUGUGCAGAUGCUGGAGUGCGUUUGA
Molecule: messenger RNA, 252 nt
Organism: Sporothrix brasiliensis 5110
Lineage: Eukaryota; Fungi; Ascomycota; Sordariomycetes; Ophiostomatales; Ophiostomataceae
Exons: 2
Coding region: 1-252 (83 amino acids)
Source: RefSeq, a predicted model, not a curated record